Molecule: messenger RNA, 498 nt
Organism: Dracunculus medinensis (Guinea worm)
Lineage: Eukaryota; Metazoa; Nematoda; Chromadorea; Rhabditida; Dracunculidae
Source: the annotation of a GenBank genome assembly
AUGGUGGAUAAAGGAAACAAUGGUGAUCCUCGGAAAAAUUACAUUCUUAGAAUUGCAUCACAUUUAUUUGCAUUAAAUGUUAAUGAAAAUAAAUUGCAAAAUUUAAAUGCUAUUCAAAAGUUCUGCGAUACUAAUGCUUCAUUAUUAAUUGUGGAGAAAAAUGAAACGAAUGGAAGUGUAAAAUUAUCGAAUGAAUUGAUAAAUGAUAAUGUUACCAUAUCGAAUGUGUUUCGGAUAAUAUUUUAUAAAAUAAAAUCAGUUCCAUUAACAAUCGAAAAUUAUAAGAAAGAAAUAUCAUUGAUAACAUUACAAAGUGAUUCAAGUGAAGAAGGUUUUCUAAAUUCCAUACGACAGCUGCGAAUAGCCGUGAAUUGGUCAUUUAGUAUAAGCGCGGGUCGAACAUGUUUAAAAUCUGCUAGUCCUGAUCAGUUAAGAAAAUUAGAUAUUUUUUCAGCAUCUGAUAUGUGUAAUGAAAAUGCUUUCAUCAGAGAUUUUUAG